AUGGAUGACGUUGAUUCAGUAUUGGUAGAUAAUGUCAAAUCAUUUGCCUCCGGUGGGUUCGGUGGUAUUUGUGCUGUCUUGACUGGGCACCCAUUUGAUUUGGUUAAGGUCAGAUUACAAACUGGAUUGUACAACUCAUCAGUACAGUGUGUCAAGGAAACAAUUGCCAAAGAUGGAUUAAAGGGUCUUUACCGUGGUGUUUUACCUCCGUUGUUGGGAGUCACACCUAUGUUUGCUGUCUCAUUUUGGGGUUACGAUGUUGGUAAGAAAAUUGUUGGAUCUUUUACUGGUAAAACAGUUGAACAAUUCACAAUUACCGAUAUCUCAACUGCUGGUUUUAUCAGUGCUGUUCCAACUACUUUAGUUGCAGCUCCAUUUGAAAGAGUCAAGGUCAUGAUGCAAAUUCAGCAAGGUGCAAAAUCCAAAGGUAUGGGUGGAGUCAUUGUUGAUAUGUACAAGACUGGUGGUAUUAGAUCCAUCUUUAAGGGCUCAGCAGCUACAUUGGCCAGAGAUGGUCCAGGUUCAGCAUUGUAUUUUGCCACUUACGAAUAUUUGAAGAAGGAAUUGUCUACUCCAGGAAAAGAUUUGUCCAUUUUCGCAAUCAUGACCGCUGGUGGUUUUGCAGGUGUUGCCAUGUGGAUGGGUGUUUUCCCAAUUGAUACAAUCAAAUCUACUCAACAAUCGUCAAAUGUACCCGUUUCAAUUGCUCAAACUACUAGAAAUAUUUACGCAAAGGGUGGUAUCAAGGCGUUCUUCCCAGGUGUUGGUCCUGCAUUAGCCAGAUCAUUCCCUGCUAAUGCUGCUACCUUCUUGGGUGUUGAACUUGCUAAGAACGCUUUGGAUAAGAUUGUAUAG
Lodderomyces orthopsilosis Co 90-125 is the source of this 855-nucleotide messenger RNA. It is a transcript of the gene CRC1, whose product is annotated as carnitine:acyl carnitine antiporter. Bases 1 to 855 code for a protein of 284 amino acids. NCBI's taxonomy places the organism in Eukaryota, Fungi, Ascomycota, Pichiomycetes, Serinales, Debaryomycetaceae. The transcript has a single exon. Gene Ontology annotation, biological process: carnitine transmembrane transport; mitochondrial transport. The record is from RefSeq and is a predicted model, not a curated record. Gene Ontology annotation, molecular function: O-acyl-L-carnitine transmembrane transporter activity. Gene Ontology annotation, cellular component: mitochondrial envelope.